Molecule: messenger RNA, 786 nt
Organism: Echinococcus granulosus
Lineage: Eukaryota; Metazoa; Platyhelminthes; Cestoda; Cyclophyllidea; Taeniidae
Product: Aquaporin-4
Exons: 3
Coding region: 1-786 (261 amino acids)
Biological process (GO): transmembrane transport
Cellular component (GO): plasma membrane
Molecular function (GO): water channel activity
Source: RefSeq, a predicted model, not a curated record
AUGAAGAAGCCAUCCUACAAAGGCUUUUGGAGGAUCUGUCAGAUCUUCUUUGCCGAAGUGCUAGCUUCCGGUUUGGCGCACUUCUUCUGUUUCCUCGUCGACGUCUCCAUACCCAAUCUCACUAUGGUGGCGGGUUUUCUAGCGGGUGCCUCGGUUUACCUAGCCAUCUGGUGCACCUUCACCACCAGCGGGGCCCAGAUCAAUCCCAUGGUCACCCUGGCGGUCGUCCUUACCCGUCGUAUAUCACCACUCCUUGCUCUCGUCUACUUGGUGGGCGAUUUCGUGGGCACCCUGACUGCCAUGGGGAUCGCGUGGUCCAUCUCGCCCUUCAAGGACCAGGAGCCAGGCACCUACGGGAUGACGCUUCCUGGGAAUGGAGUGAGCGCUCUCGUGGCAACUUUAACAGAGACUGUGUCCACCUUCUUCCUUCUCACAGUCAUCCUAGCCUCUUUGGAUGAGUUGCGUGCUAGAGAGUGGCGACCGGAGAAAGGAGCCCCCUUCCCCUUAGCUGUCAUGUUGGCCCUCAUGAUUAACGUGGUGCUCACGUUGCCUGUAUCUGGGGCCAGUAUGAAUCCCACUAGAAGUCUAGCUGCUGCGAUCAUCCAGAAUAACUUCGACCGGCAAUGGAUUUACGUUGCUGGUCCAUCACUGGGAACCGUGUUGGCGUGUGCCUUCUACGAGUUAGUGAUUUGUCCCUUUGCCUCGCUCAGGCGAACACGGCACUGUCUUUGCUCGGCAGACUUCAACCGCAAGAGCACAUAUGCCCAAGAAGACGUGGGUGUCUAA